This is a messenger RNA of Nematocida parisii ERTm1, 1844 nucleotides long. RefSeq lists its product as uncharacterized. The coding region runs from base 1 to 1374 and encodes 457 amino acids. The record is from RefSeq and is a predicted model, not a curated record. The transcript has a single exon. Lineage: Eukaryota; Fungi; Microsporidia.
AUGGAUCCCUCCACCCAGCAGAAUUCGCAAGUUUCGUAUAGAAGCAACUUGACAGACAUGGCUACAGGGUCAAUCAGCAGUCUUCUUCAGGAUAAUGAUAUAAUUAAGGAGAACCAAACAAUUGAGCAGUCCUUUAUAAGAAGGAGUGAUUAUAUACAGCCAAAAUCCAUUGCCGAUGGAGAGUUGAUCCAUCAUGUGACAAAAGCUUUCACAGAAGUAUGCAGAAAGAUAGAUAAUUUGCACUACAUAAUAGAAAGGCAUGGUGAAGAACCGAGUAUGAUAGAAAGGAAGCCUGGUCUGGAUAGUAUUAUAAUACAGGAGGAAAAAGAAGAAGUUGGCUGGUUGAAGAAGCUUAAGCAAAUAAUAUAUGGAAAGGACGAGCCAGAAUAUACACCAGAAGAAGAUAAUGAGUAUAAUUUAUCAAAGAAUAUUUCUGCAGUGAAUGCCAUGCGAGAGGAAAGAGUGCCUGCUGAGAAUACGCUUAUUAAUGCACUGAAUUCUGUGGAAAAGGCAGAAAUGCAUGCAGCUCUAAGCAGGCAGGCACUUAAAGAAGAGGUGAGCAUCCAGAAAACACAGAAUGAAAAAAUGAGCAGUGCAGCAGAGAUAGCGUAUCAAAGGACCCGGGCAGAAUCAGCAGAGAGUGCACUGAAAGAGGCAAAGGAACAACUUGCAAGUUAUCGUGCACGGUUGAAGAUUCGAAAAAAGGAAAUAUCUGAAAUUAAGUCUUCCUUCACUGCGUGUGCAGGGGUUGAAGCCUCACUUGCAAGACUUGCCACUUGUGCAUCUAUCCAGAUAACUCGAAUUCUUCUUCUUUUAGACAUGCCAGAUGCGAUUGAGCAACUGCACAAGGAAAUAUCUGCAGGGGAGACUGUGAAACUAACCAGUUCAUUACAGGCGAUAGAAGGAUUCUUCAGAGAGAGAAUACAGAAAGAGAAGGAGACUCAUGAGAAAACACAAAAGGACAAGCAGCACAUCAGUAACCAGUUAAAUGCACUUACUAAAGAGCUAGAGCACCUUAAAGAAGAGAACCAUGAAAUAAUCAAAGAGUCAGAAAAGAUCCGGGAAGAGAAAGAUGCAAUAAUUAACAAACAAAGACUAGCAAUAAAACUAUUAAAAAGCAGAUUCCCCCAGACUUCCACACACUCCAAUGCGCACAAUGAAAGUAUUUUAGCAAAGAGCACGCAUUUAACCAGAGCGGACCAGAGCCAGAAGACUAAAAUAAAGUCCAAGAUUGAAGAGGAGCUAAAGGAGAGAAUAUCCGAUUUAAAGAAGAAAAUAUCCAAAAUAGAAACUCCAAAUGAUCCACUUUAUCAGAGGUACCUGAAUGAUUUAGAAGACAGUAAAAGACGACUUGAUGAUUUUAUGCAGAUAUAACCCGUACCUGAACACUGAAAUAAAAUAUACAAUAACUGCCACAGAAUGAAAUAUUUUGAGCUCCCAUUUAUUGCUUAAUAAAAUACGCGAGUGUACGCGUACACUCACAAAGGAACCAAACUAAAUUUAGCUGUUGUACAAAGCCAUCAUAACUUCUUUCUUAACAAAUCCGCACUUCUCAUAGAAUUUCUGAUUCUCUUCACUGCAUGCAAGUAUCACUUUAUAACAGUUACUGGUUUUAGCUUUCUCAGAAAGGAAUGUUAUCAGUUUACGGCCGAGUCCCAUCCCCUGGCACUCAUUGGAAAUAACUAUGUCUUCUAUAUGUCCUACACUCCCCAGUGAUCGUAUGAACUUCUUCUCUAUAAGCAGAGUACCGGACCCUACUAAUUUUCCCUCAGGAGAGCAGACAACAAACACAUUGUAUGUCCCUUCAUGUGCCUGCAUGUGUUCAUACAUCUUAUCAACCUGCU